Messenger RNA from Gongylonema pulchrum, 213 nucleotides. NCBI's taxonomy places the organism in Eukaryota, Metazoa, Nematoda, Chromadorea, Rhabditida, Gongylonematidae. The record is from the annotation of a GenBank genome assembly.
GUGGGGUUGCAGCAGUAUAUACUGGUGCUGGCACUGUGCAUCUCGACGAUUAUUUCGUAUGCAAUCAUUUUGCUAACAUCGUAUCGAAUACUCAAAACACUGCGGAAGAAUGUCGCAGCGCAAAGGACCAAAGCACUGCAAAAACAGCUCACCAUCGUUAUGCUCAUCCAGGUAUCGCUGGUGGACACAAUAUACUUUUUUCAGAUGGCUUAA